AUGUCUGGUUUCCCAGCCCAAGUCUCUAGUGCCACUGUCUCUAGUGCCACAGUCUCUAGUUUCCCAGCCCCAGUCUCUAUUGCCCCAUCUCUAGUGCGCCAGUCUCUAGUUUCCCAGCCCCAGUCUCUAGUGCCACAGUCUCUAGUUCCCCAGCCCCAGUCUCUAGUGCCCCAGUCUCUAGUGCCCCAGUCUCUAGUUCCCCAGCCCCAGUCUCUAGUUUCCCAGCCCCAGUCUCUAGUGCCCCAGUCUCUAGUUUCCCAGCCCCUGUCUCUAGUGCCCCAUUCUCUAGUUUCCCAGCCCCCCUCUCUAGUUCCCCAGCCCCAGUCUCUAGUUCCCCAGCACCAGUCUCUAGUGCCCCAGACCCAGUCUCUUGUUCCCCAGUCUCUAGUUCCCCAGUCUCUAGUUCCCCAGUCUCUAGUUCCCCAGCCCCCGUCUCUAGUGCCCCAGUCUCUAGUGCCCCAGUCUCUAGUGCCCCAGUCUCUAGUUUCCCAGCCCCCCUCUCUAGUUCCCCAGCCCCAGUCUCUAGUUUCCCAGCCCCAGUCUCUAGUUUCCCAGGCCCAGUCUCUAGUUUCCCAGGCCCAGUCUCUAGUUUCCCAGCCCCAGUCUCUAGUUCCUCAGCCCCAGUCUCUAGUUCCUCAGCCCCAGUCUCUAGUUCCUCAGCCCCAGUCUCUACCCCAGUCUCUAGUUUCCCAGGCCCAGACUCUAGUUUCCCAGCCCCAGUCUCUAGUUCCUCAGCCCCAGUCUCUAGUUCCCCAGCCCCCGUCUCUAGUUCCCCAGCCCCCGUCUCUAGUUCCCCAGCCCCCCUCUCUAGUUCCCCAGCCCCCGUCUCCAAGGCCCCAGCCCCCGUCUCUAGUUCCCCAGCCCCCGUCUUUCCCCAGCCCCGUCUCUAGUUUCCCAGCUCCAGUCUCUAUUGCCCCAGUCUCUCGUGCCCCAGUCUCUAGUGCGCCAGUCUCUAGUUCCCCAGCCCCAGUCUCUAGUGCCACAGUCUCUAGUUCCCCAGCCCCAGUCUCUAGUACCACAGUCUCUAGUUCCCCAGCCCCGUCUCUAGUUCCCCAGCCCCAGUCCCUCGUUCCCCAGUCACUAGUUCCCCAGCACCAGUCUCUAGUUUCCCAGCCCCAGUCUCUAGUUCCCCAGCCCCGUCUCUAUUCCCCAGCCCCCGUCUCUAGUUACCCAGCCCCCGUCUCUAGUUCCCCAGUCUCUAGUUCACCAGCCCCCGUCUCUAGUUCCCCAGCCCCGUCUCUAGUUCCCCAGCCCCAGUCUCUAGUUCCCCAGCCCCAGUCUCUAGUUCCCCAGCCCCAGUCUCUUGUUCCCCAGCCCCAGUCUCUAGUUCCCCAGCACCAGUCUCUAGUUCCCCAGCCCCAGUCUCUAGUUCCCCAGCCCCAGUCUCUAGUUCCCCAGCCCCAGUAUCUAGUUCCCCAGCCCCCGUCUCUCGUUCCUCAGCCCCAGUCUCUAGUUUCCCAGCCCCAGUAUCUAGUUCCCCAGCCCUCGUCUCUCGUUCCCCAGCCCCCGUCUCUUGUUCCCCAGCCCCCGUCUCUCGUUCCCCAGCCCCCGUCUCUUGUUCCCCAGCCCCCUUCUCUCGUUCCCCAGCCCCCGUCUCUCGUUCCCCAGCCCCCGUCUCUCGUUCCCCAGCCCCCGUCUCUCGCUCCCCAGCCCCCGUCUCUCAUUCCCCAGCCCCCGUCUCUAGUUCCCCAGCCCCCGUCUCUCGUUCUCCAGCCCCCGUCUCUCAUUCCCCAGCCCCCGUCUCUAGUUCCCCAGCCCCCGUCUCUCGUUCCCCAGCCCACGUCUCUCGUUCCCCAGCCCCCGUCUCUAGUUCCCCAGCCCCCGUCUCUAGUUUCCCAGCCCCAGUCUCUAGUUCCCCAGCCCCCGUCUCUAGUUCCCCAGCCCCCGUCUCUAGUUCCCCAGCCCACGUCUCUCGUUCCCCAGCCCCCGUCUCUAGUUUCCCAGCCCCAGUCUCUAGUUUCCCAGCCCCAGUCUCUCGUUCCCCAGCCCCCGUCUCUCGUUCCCCAGCCCACGUCUCUCGUUCCCCAGCCCCCGUUUCUAGUUCCCCAGCCCCCGUCUCUAGUUCCCCAGCCCCCGUCUUUCGUUCCCCAGCCCCCGUCUCUCGUUCCCCAGCCCCCGUCUCUAGUUCCCCAGCCCCCGUCUCUAGUUCCCCAGCCCCCGUCUCUCGUUCCCCAGCCCCCGUCUCUAGUUCCCCAGCCCCCGUCUCUAGUUCCCCAGCCCCCGUCUCUCGUUCCCCAGCCCACAUCUCUCGUUCCCCAGCCCCCGUCUCUAGUUCCCCAGCCCCAGUCUCUAGUUCCCCAGCCCCCGUCUCUAGUUCCCCAGCCCCCGUCUCUCAUUCCCCAGCCCCCGUCUCUAGUUCCCCAGCCCCCUCUCUAG
This is a messenger RNA of Oncorhynchus masou masou (cherry salmon), 2376 nucleotides long. RefSeq lists its product as uncharacterized. NCBI's taxonomy places the organism in Eukaryota, Metazoa, Chordata, Actinopteri, Salmoniformes, Salmonidae. The record is from RefSeq and is a predicted model, not a curated record. Bases 1 to 2376 code for a protein of 791 amino acids. The transcript is spliced from 6 exons.